Molecule: messenger RNA, 3140 nt
Organism: Numida meleagris (helmeted guineafowl)
Lineage: Eukaryota; Metazoa; Chordata; Aves; Galliformes; Numididae
Product: zinc finger protein 407-like
Exons: 2
Coding region: 377-3058 (893 amino acids)
Source: RefSeq, a predicted model, not a curated record
GCAUGGGAAUGGGAAAAUCUGGUGGGAAUGGCCUGGGAAUGGGAAAAUCCAGUGGGAAUGGCAUGGGAACUGGUGGGAAUGGCACAGGAAUGGGAAAAUCUGGUGGGAAUGGCGUGGGAACUGGUGGGAAUGGGAAAAUCCGGGGGGAAUGGUGUGGGGAUGGGAAAAUCCGGUGGGAAUGGCAUGGGAAUGGGAAAAUCUGGAGGGAAUGGCAUGGGAACUGGUGGGAAUGGCACGGGAAUGGGAAAAUCUGGUGGGAAUGGCCUGGGAAUGGGAAAAUCCAGUGGGAAUGGCACGGGAAUGGGAAAAUCUGUUGGGAACGGCGUGGGGAUGGGAAAAUCCGGGGAGAAUGGCACGGGAAUUUGGUGUGAAUUGAAUGGAAGCGGGUGAAGCUAUCGGGAACUCACUGGGAACAGGCGGCUCCGCUGGGAACGCCGUGGAACCGGGCGGAUCCGCCGGGAAUUCGGAGGACGUCCCCUCUUCCCACAUCUGCGGGUCGUGCGGGCAGCCCUUCGACGACAUGGACGCCCUCCGGGAACACUGUCGGCGUCACCGCGCCGAGCAACAGGCGCCGGCGGUGGUGCCGCCGGAGCGUCGGCCGUACGCCUGUAGCGUGUGUGGCAAGACGUACCGGCACGGCGGUAGUUUGGUGAACCACCGGCAGACGCACCAGACGGGUGUUUUCCCGUGCAUGGUGUGCGCGCGGUGUUACCCCAACAUGGCCGCGUACCGCAACCACCUCCGCAACCACCCGCGGUGUAAGGCCGGGCUGCCGGCGUCACCGUCGCCCAUCGGUUUCUUGGAGGAGGAGGAGGAGGAAGGGCGAAGGCGGCAGCAGUUGGGGACGCGGCAACAGUCGGCCACGCGGCAACAGUCGGCGACGUGGCAGCAGUCGGCGACGCGGCAACAGUCGGCCACGCGGCAACAGUCGGCCACGCGGCCGUUCCGGUGCGAGGAAUGCGGUCGGAGCUACAAGCACGCUGGGAGUUUGGUGAACCACCGGCACAGCCACACCACCGGGCUGUUCCGGUGCUCCGCCUGUCACAAGGCCUUCUACAACCUGAUGGCGCUGAAGAACCAUCGGAGGACUCACGCCGAGCGACGGUGCGGGCUCUGCCCCAAAACGCUUCGGCUCCGGCAACAGCUGGUGGGGCACCAGAACCAACAGCCGGACGGGUCCGGUGGGGUACAGGCGGAGGAGGAGGUGUUAGAGCACGGGGAAGGGGUGGGGGUGGUGUUGGAGGACUCUUCGGUGCCACCAAAAGCGGGAGAGGAGCUUCUACAGCAACGCCACAACGCAGUGGAGGACUCGCUGACCUCACCAGCACCUUCACGAGAAGAAGAGAGGCUUCCAGCGCACUCAGAUGUGAUGGAGGCGGUACUGGAGGACUCAUCAGCGUCCUUAAAGGUGAAGGAUGAGGCUCCAGAACACCUCAACGCGAUGGAAACGGCGUUGGAAGACUCGGUACCGUUAAAGGUGAAGGAUGAGGUUCCGGAACACCUCAGUGUGAUGGAGGUGGUGUUGGAGGACUCGUCAGUACUGUUAAAGGUGAAGGAUGAGGCUCCAGAACACCUCAACGUGAUGGGAACGGUGUUGGAAGACUCCUUAGCACCACCACCAGCGUUAAAGCUGGAAGAGGAACCUCUGCAGCACCUCAGCACGAUGGAAACGAUGUUGGAGGAGUCAUCAACGCCAUUAAAAGUGAAGAAUGAGGUUCCGGAACACUUCGACGUGAUGGAAGCGGUGUUGGAGGACUCCUUAGCACCACCAACAGUGUUAAAAAUGGAGGACGGUGCUCUACAGCAACACCUCGAUGGAACGGAGAUGUUGUUGGAGGACUCAUCGGCACCGUCAGCACCAUUCAAGGUGAAGGAGGAGCCUCUACAACAACAACACGCGGUGGAGACAGCGUCGGAGAACUCAUUGACACCAUUAAAGGUGAAGAAUGAGGAUCAGGAACAGCUCGACGUGAUGGAAACGGUGUUGGAAGACUCUUUAGCACCAUCAACAGCGGUGAAAUUGGAGGAGCCUCUACAACACCUUAGCACAAUGGAAACAGCGUUGGGGGACUCAUCAACACAAUUAAAGGUGAAGGAUGAGGGUCCAGAACACCUCAACACAAUGGGAAUGGUGUUGGAGGACCCAAGAAUGUUAAGAGUGAAAGAGGAGCCUUUACAACACCUCGAAAUGGUGGAAACGGUGUUGGAGGACUCAUCAACAGCGUUAAGAGUGAAAGAGGAGCCUCUGCAACACCUCGACAUGAUGGAAACGGUGUUGGAGGACUCAUCAAGGGCGUUAAGAGUGAAAGAGGAGCCUCUCCAACACCUCAACGUGAUGGAAACGGUGUUGGAGGACUCAUCAAGAGCAUUAAGAGUGAAAGAGGAGCCUUUACAGCACCCCAAGGCAAUGGAAACGGUGUUGGAGGACUCGUCAACAGCGUUAAGAGUGAAAGAGGAGCCUCUACAACACCUCAACAUGAUGGAAAUGGUGUUGGAGGACUCAUCCACAGCGUUAAGAGUGAAAGAGGAGCCUUUACAACACCCCAAGGCGACGGAAACGGUGUUGGAGCACUCAUCAAGAGCGUUAAGAGUGAAAGAGGAGCCUCUACAAGACCUCAACACAAUGGAAACGGUGUUGGAGGACUCACCGACACCACCGACGCCGCUACAGGUGCCAGAGAUGCGUACCGGCCGCCUCAACGCCCCGGUGACGGUGUUGCAUUCCACCUUGUCACCCCAAACAGCGUUACCGGCUACGGGAUCGUCCCCAAUACACCCGGCCGUGCGGGAAACGGCGUUCGUGUCACCCGAAAACGCGCUCCGGGUGUCUUCGGGACACCUCAACGCUACGGUGACGGUGUUGGAGUCGUCCAGCGCGCCGUCGCCCGUGGUAGCCAUGAGCGCCUGUAGGACAGCCAAGCUCCCCGCUACGCCCCGCGGUGCUGUCACCCCCCGCACCGGGUGUCACCCGCUACAGUCGGCCGCGGAGCAGCGCCGGGGUUCCAUCCGUCACCGUUUCGCGUCCCACCAACACCGUUACCACCAGGGCGAUGGGUGACGGUGUUGCCCCUGGGGGCGAGGAGCCCGUUUUCUCCUUCUCCCCCCUCGUUGCCAUUAAAUUUGGGGUAUUUUGGAGCGUU